Molecule: messenger RNA, 440 nt
Organism: Momordica charantia (bitter melon)
Lineage: Eukaryota; Viridiplantae; Streptophyta; Magnoliopsida; Cucurbitales; Cucurbitaceae
Product: zinc metalloproteinase aureolysin
Source: RefSeq, a predicted model, not a curated record
ACGUGGCCAUUGCCACCCAUUACCAGGGGGACCUUGCUCUAUACUUCCGAAAGAAGCCGCGAAUUCCAUUACCAGGGGAUUCAGAUAUGCCAAUUUCAUUGUCUCGACUGGGAAAUUCCAUCCCCUUCUCCGGUACUUUCAGGCAACUGGAGCAAGAGAUGGAMACUGUCAUAAGGGUUUUGCAGCCUGGACCUUUGGGAAUUAUUGAACACAAGUUUUCUGCUGAGGAGAUGCGCCAGGCACAAUCCACUGUUCGUGAAGCAGUAAAUAAUUGGCRAAGGAAUACAAGUAUUGAAAAACAAAGUAGCAUUUCAAGUAGUCAUAUCUAGGGAAUAAGAUUGUUUCCAUAACGAUUUUGAAAGAUAUAUUGUGUAAUUUCUUUAUGAGAUUCUCAAUAAAGAUUAGAUUAAAUGGUGAUAUUCACUAAAAUUAAAGUUGAA